Messenger RNA from Manduca sexta (tobacco hornworm), 3955 nucleotides. RefSeq names its product DIS3-like exonuclease 2. The transcript is spliced from 3 exons. Gene Ontology annotation, cellular component: exosome (RNase complex); P-body. NCBI's taxonomy places the organism in Eukaryota, Metazoa, Arthropoda, Insecta, Lepidoptera, Sphingidae. Gene Ontology annotation, biological process: miRNA catabolic process; mRNA catabolic process. The record is from RefSeq and is a predicted model, not a curated record. Bases 647 to 3601 code for a protein of 984 amino acids. Gene Ontology annotation, molecular function: RNA binding; 3'-5'-RNA exonuclease activity.
GCUGUAAUAAAGAAUUAUUAUUAAUAAUUACUUUAUAACACUAUAUAAUUUAUGAUCCUAAAAAAAUAUAAUUUAUAAAUAAAAAUGUUUAGUGACAAAUGAGUCAUGUGAUAUGAAAAAGUAGUGUACCCAACCUUAUAAUUAUGUUGCUCUGGUUCCAUUGAUGCUAGUUUAUUAUAUAAAAAAGUAAAACAGUAUGUAUGUAUUGAAAUAAUAAAAUAUAUAAACCCACAAGAAGAGGGGUAUAAAUAGCUAUAAAUCGGUAGGUGUUGUUUUAAUCAAUAUGUCAAUUGUGACAUUUCGCAACAUGGCGGGCAUUAGUUCAAAUUUUUGCCACGUUCAUUAUGAUUCUUGUCGACCUAUAUAUUCGAAGUUCUAUUAGUAUUCACUAAUUUAUUAACCCACAUCACUACCCGUUUGUCAGUUGUAAUUCAGCAGUCAACAUAGUUCAAUACAAGUUCAAUCAGUCAAAUAAAAUAGGCUUACUUCUGCUUAGUGCUGUCGUUGUGGUAUAGAAAGGAGUCGUCACCUAAAUUUUUUUGUGCAAACAGAAUGCAAGUCAGUUUUGUUAAAUCUGCGCUUAAUUAUACAUUUUUAAACUUUAGCCAUUAUCCAACAAUUGUUGUAUAAAAUAUAGGUAUUCGUUAUGUCGGACUUAAGCAACAAUAUUCCUGAGACAAAAAAGCCACAAAAAGAAUCCUCCACGUUGCGACAAUCUCUUCAUUCAGCAAGUGAAUGUAAUCACAAUCCACAGGGCAAUAACCUAGGCACAGCUUCAAACAGUGAACAAGAAGACCCUGACUCAAAAUUAUAUACAAUGGUGUUUACAAAUUCGUCUCUGAAUGAUAUAUCAACUGAAUGUCAGAGUUUAAACAUAAAAAACGACACUGAAGGCGACCCUAAAAAAAUAUCAGUUUCUCUCAAGAAGAAUGCGAAAAGAAAAGAAAGGCUUAAACAAUUAAAAAUACCUCCACCUCAGAAUUCAAAAAUUGUGCAAUCUCAAAUACCAGAACAACACAUGGUGGGACAACAAGCCAAUAUUACACCACAACCUACCGUGCAUGAUUUCUUUUUGAAUCAAGUAAAUCCACAAUAUGUAAGUUCUAGUUCACGGUAUCUAGAAAAUCUUUGCCACCAUCCACAAUUUCAAUAUUCAGCAAAUACGCAACAAUUAAUGCAAGAAUCAUUGCAUCAUGCUUUGCAAGCAUCUAGUGUUCCUGUAACGCCUAUUGUAUUCCCAACACAAAAUCCGUACAAUAUGAAUAUACCAAUUUCACCUAUUGUGCAAUCAGAACCAAAUACACCAAGGUAUGUUGAAAAUGCACUCAAACAUCCUUUGUUAAGCCAUUCUAUGAUUGUACAUCAUAAGGAAAAUUUUAAACAUGUGCAAAACAAUUUCAAACAAUUUGCAGGAUCAGUUACAAAUAAUUCCCCAAAAGGAAAACAAAAAGCUAAAAAGAAAGAUAAUAAUGGUGAUAAUAAAUUUGAGCCCUAUAUAUCUGCAGAUAGUUUUGAAUCAGGUCUAAAAAAUAAUACAUUGCUUGAAGGUGUUUUACGAAUAAAUCCAAAGCAAUUUCAACACUCAUAUGUAUCGAGUAGUAAUGAUCGCAGUGAACAAGAUGUCCUUAUAGAUGGUGUGAAACAUAGAAACCGUGCACUUGAAGGAGAUGUGGUCAUAGUUCAACUUAUUGACAAUGAGAAUGAUAAAAGUAAUGACGACCCUAAGCAAAAAAGGGGGAAAGUAGUAUACAUAAAAGAAAAAGUACAUCCGAGAACAUGUAUUGGGACCUUAAAACUUAUGGCAGACAAAAACAGACAGAAAGCUCUAUUUGUUCCUCGUGACCAUAGAGUACCAAGACUUAAUAUACCAUUUACUAGUUGGCCAGACAACUUUUACUAUGAUUCAAAAAGUUAUGAGAACACAAUGUUUUUAGCAAGAAUAUUAGAUUGGACAGAUGUCAGGUUUGCAGUUGGUAUCAUUGUAUGUAACAUAGGCCAAUUAGGUGACAUGAUGUCUGAAACUAAAGCAAUACUUGCUCAGAACGACCUAGAUGUAAGACCCUAUGGACCAGAAGUUCGAGAAUAUUAUCCUAGUCUUGACUACAUAAUACCAGAGGAAGAAAUCAAAUUAAGAGAAGAUUGCCGUCAGCUCUGUGUGUUCAGUAUUGACCCUUUUAAUUGCCGGGAUAUUGAUGAUGCAAUGUCAUGUAAAGAACUUGAGGAUGGUAAUUUUGAAGUUGGUGUGCACAUCUCUGAUGUAGCUCACUUUCUUAAAGCAGACACUAUUCUUGACAAGAAAGUUGCACUUAAAGCAACUACCAUAUAUUUAGUUGAAAAAGCAUAUCAUAUGUUACCUGAUGAAUUGUGUACACUUUGUUCUUUACUUCCUGGCAUUGAUAAGCUAGCAUUUUCUGUUUUUUGGGUAAUGACUAAAGAUGCUCAAGUUUUAAGUCACAGGUUUGCAAAAACUGUUAUCCGAUCAUGUAGCCAAUUGGCAUAUGAACAUGCACAAGCUAUUCUAGAGGAUCACAAAGAUGCAGAAGAUAUAUUACCAGAAACAUACAAUGGUUUUAAUUACAAAGAUAUAUCAAAGACAACUAAGAUAUUAGGAGAGUUGUCUGCCAUUUUACGAAAAAACAGAUUUGAAAGCGGUGCAUUGAGAAUAGAUCAACCAAAAAUAUCUUUUCGUUUAAAUCCUUCUAGCGGACUCCCUGAGUCAUUUAAUAUUUAUGUAAGCCAAAGAAGUCACCAACUUAUUGAAGAAUUUAUGCUUCUUGCCAACAUGACCGUUGCUAAUAGAAUACAUGAUGAUCAUCCAGAUAUAGCCUUUUUGAGAUGCCAUCCACCACCAAGUUCCUACAUGAUGAGACAGCUUGCUAAAUCUCUUGAACCUAUGGGUAUAAACCUUGACAUUAGUUCAGCAGGGGAUUUAUACCGUUCUUUAUUACCAUAUGUGGGGCCGGAAAAUACAGAUGUUGGCAAGGCAAUGGUAUUGAAUAUGUUGUGUGCGAAACCAAUGACUAGAGCAAAAUAUUUCUGUGCUGGUGCUUGUGAUGAAGAUGGUUUCCAACAUUAUGCACUGAAUGUACCUCUUUAUACUCAUUUUACAAGUCCAAUUAGAAGAUAUGCUGAUGUCAUGGUUCACAGAUUAUUGGCUGCAAGUCUAAAAUACAGGGAAAUACCAAGAUGGAGUAUUGAUAAAGUUCGUUCAAUAGCAGCACAAUGCAACAAACAAAAAUAUAAUGCCAAGAAGGCUGCUGAAUUGUCUACUGAAUUAUAUACAUUGAAAUAUAUAGAGAUGAAUUCACCCCUUGAAAUGGAAGCUGCAGUAGUAGAAAUUAAAGAGAAAUACAUUGAUGUUAUCAUAGUGGCUAUGGGCCUAAAUCGCAGGAUAUUUUUUAAUAAUGACUUUCCUGGUGAAUACAGGUGCAUUAAAAACGAAGGUGGUGACAAACUUUCCAAAAUGGAAUUAACAUGGCAUGCAACAGGAGAUUUGCCAAAAUUAAAGCAAGUAAUAGAAGUAUUUUCUAUUCUGAAAACUGAACUGCACAAAGGAGAGGACAUUUUAAAAGUGGAAACUAAGCUCAAGAGACCUCAAUGAAUGGCCCUUGUGUCUGGUUAUUGAUAAGGCAGGCAUGCUUGCUGCCAUAGUAGAUUGUCAUAGAUCUGCUAUGAUAUACUUAGAUGAAUUUUUGGGUUAGUGCCUACCUUCAAAUGUAUUAUUUGUUUUAACUGGUGUGUGAUUAAUAAAUAGAUUAUUAGAAAUAUUUUUUAAAAUGUACAAAAAGUCAAUUUUCAACUUUUAUUUUUUGUAUACUGACUAUCUUUAUCUACGUCGAAUGUAGUAGUUUUUAUUCUGUGAUUUUUGUAAGUUGACAUGCAUGGAAAUAAUUUUAGGUGUAUACUACUAUUUUUAUUAUUUAUAUUUGUGUUUUAAAUGAAACAAUUUUACAAA